This is a messenger RNA of Aureobasidium musti, 537 nucleotides long. The record is from the annotation of a GenBank genome assembly. Lineage: Eukaryota; Fungi; Ascomycota; Dothideomycetes; Dothideales; Saccotheciaceae.
AUGAGCUCGAUCAACACAGUUGCCAAGAUCAUUGGUCUGACGUCUGCUGCCUGGUUAUCCGAUCCGGAACANGGCAAUAUCUCUGCACUAUCUCUCAUCUCAAUCCCUGCUGUCGUCAACGUCAAACAAGACUCAACACUCUCCAAUGCUCAUGCAGUCAGACUCUGGGAACAGAAUUACCAACGAGGUGCAUCUCAAAAUCCUCCCAUUGCACUUGGUGCAGCAGCUUCUCUUGGAUUUCUGGCAUGGUCACUUCGAAGCAUUCGCACGGCUGCGUUGGUGGGUUUGAGACCUGGUCCUCUGUUUGCUAUUGCGGCGGUGUCGACGAUGGCAAUUGUACCNUUUACGAUUGUCUUCAUGAGGCCCACGAAUAACAAGUUAUUGGCCCAUGCUGCAAAGGCCAAGAAGGAUGAACUGUCUGUUACCGAGACAGAGGAUGUAGAAGCAUUGUUACAACAGUGGACAGCUCUGAAUCGUCUCAGGGGAGUUCUUCCCAUGGCUGGAGCGGUUGCUGCUUGUAUCGCAGUCAUUGCCUAA